AGUUUGUAGCUGUAAGCUUAAUGUUUAUAAACUUAAUCUUAUGAAAGAUUAAUACUUCAAGAAUCAUUUGAACCUAAAUAUAAUAUUAAAAACAAUAUGGAUUCUGAUGAAGAGAUUGAUUUUCAACCAUCAUGGAGAGGUGUGCCUGGUACAAUUAUUUUAAUUAACGCAUUUGAAAAUUCAAAGCACAAUAUAUUUGCAACCGUACAUGUUGCAACAUGUCGUCUAAUAAGACAACAUUUACGUUCUUCGAGUAGUCAAAACAUUAGCGUUUGCAUAUUCGGUACUGAAGAGACUACUGCAUCAGCUUUUGACUCUAAACCAGUUGUUGAGAUAAUUCCCUUAACUUCGCCUAGCCUCGACGAUUAUAACAAACUUAAAAAUAGCGAUAUAACUUCGUUUAAAGAAGCUAAAGAAUUAAAGCUAUCAGAUGUGUUAUGGCAUUGUAGUAAAACAUUUGCUAAUUGUAAAAAACAGUUGUCUUCCAGAACUGUUAUCAUGUUGACUUAUCUUGAUACCCCACCUAUUGGAGUAGAUCAAAAGCCAACACUUAACCGAGCGAUAGACUUAGUUGAUGCUAGUAUAAAUAUAAGAAUAAUAAAUGUUUCGCAACAUGAGUAUAAAAUAGACACAUACUAUGAAAAACUUCUUACAAUAGCCAAUAGAGGGCUAGAUUUUGUUAUGCCAAAACCUAUAUGGGAUUCUGAAGAGAUUGAAAAAUUAAUGUAUCAAGAGUCACACAGACACUUAGCUGUAGCAAAAAUAAAUUUCGAAAUUGGUGAGAACUUCAAUAUUGGUGUUGGUUUGUAUACACUCUUAAAAAGGCCUGGCCAAAAUGGUAAAACAAAAGUUAAUUUGGAUAGAGAUACUAAUACAGUUCUAACAAGUAUGACAAAAACCAUGAAAGUCACUCUGGAGGAUGGUGAGGAUAGUCAACCAAAACAAAUUCCCUUGCUGAAAUCAGAGUUACUACAUUAUCAAGACAUUGGAGGUGAAAGGAUUGAGUUCACUGAUAGUGAAAAAAAAUUAAUAACCAAUCCAUUUGGUCCACCUAUGUUGAAACUCUUAGGUUUUAAGCCUGCAACCAUUGUUUGUAAAGAGAAGUGGUACUUGAAAAUGGGAUACUUUCUAUUUCCAAAUGAAAGUAUUAUAGAAGGUUCAACAGUAGCUUUCAAAGCUUUACACAGAGCUUGCAAAGAUAUGGACAUGGUUGCUAUAUGUGUUCUGUCACCAAGAGUGAACGCUAAGCCACUUAUUGUAGCACUAAGCCCUUGUUCAAGACCCCUUAACUUAGAUGUAGAAGUUGGCUUUGAUGUAAUUAUUAUUCCAUUUGUUGAAAGUGUCAGAGAACUAAAUAUAAAUGAGGAUGAUGAGAAUGAAGCUAGCCCGUCAGUUGAAAAAGCACAUAAAAGAUUAAUGUCAAAUAUUUUGAAUAAAAUAACAAUUGAUUAUAAAGCAGACAUGUUUAUAAAUCCCAAAUUAGAAUUAGAAUAUAGAGCUAUAGAAGCAAUUGCAUUAGAGGAUGAUGACAAUGAACCAUUUAUUGAUACAACAAAGGCAAAUCCUGAUAAGUUUAAGGACAUAGAUGAGGAUUUGUUUGAAGAACUGUUUGGACCAUUUGGUGCCUUAUCUAUAAAAAGAACUGCUUCAUCAUCAACACAAAGUGGCACCAAGAAGCAAAAAGUUGAUGACAUUGAUGAAAGUCUCUUAAGUGCUAGACUGCAAAAUGAAAAAGUUAAUGAGUAUACAGUACCACAAUUAAAACAAAUAUUAAAAUAUAAGGAUAUCAAAAAUUUACCAGCUUUAACUGGAUUGAAGAAGAGUGAACUUGUUGAAUUAGUCUAUAAGCAUUGUUAAUAAAUUGUUGCAUUAAUUAUAU
Vanessa atalanta (red admiral) is the source of this 1879-nucleotide messenger RNA. It is a transcript of the gene Irbp, whose product is annotated as X-ray repair cross-complementing protein 6. Lineage: Eukaryota; Metazoa; Arthropoda; Insecta; Lepidoptera; Nymphalidae. Gene Ontology annotation, cellular component: nucleus; Ku70:Ku80 complex. The coding region runs from base 97 to 1857 and encodes 586 amino acids. Gene Ontology annotation, biological process: double-strand break repair via nonhomologous end joining; cellular response to X-ray; telomere maintenance. Gene Ontology annotation, molecular function: telomeric repeat DNA binding; double-stranded DNA binding; damaged DNA binding. The transcript has a single exon. The record is from RefSeq and is a predicted model, not a curated record.